AUGGAACGGCGCGUCACCCGCUCCCAAACCCGGCAGGCAGCCGAGGAAGAAGAAACUCAGCCGGAAGGCGACAACUCGGACCAAUAUGAGGCCGGAUUCCAUACCGACGAUGGCGAUGAUGAAUACGAAGAUGUCGAAGAUGAGCACGACGACGAUGAACACGCUGACGAUGACGACGACGACGACGACGCCGCCGACGACGACCAAGACGAAGACGACUACUACGUGGACGAAGAAGAAGAAGAUCCCGCACAUUCCCUAUUUACCGGUCAGCAAGCACUGAUUGCGCAGAUUCUUGGAAUCUUUCCUCGCGCAUCACCUCCGGAGGAGCCCCCUGUUGCCCUUGAUCCCGCGCUUCAAGCUGAGCUUGCAACGUUACGGGACGAGUUCCGUCAGCUCCUGUCUGCUCAAGUGGCGGCCUCACCACACGGCGUGGAAGCGCUGUUGCAUCGCAAGCCCUGCUCGUGGCAAGCGCCCAUGUCGGCCGAGUCACUCAUCACUCCUCCCGACGCUUGCACCGGAGCAAGCGACGACUUGUCGGACUCCGUCCCCGUCGUCCCGCGUUCGCCGCCACCUACCCUGCCCAACAACAUUGCGCUCCGGUUGAGCCAGCGAGAAACAAUGACCGCGCUUGGUUUGCGAAUGAGCGGUGCUGCGCGGGUCGACUUGGCUUCUCGGUUCCUUCCCAAUAAGCGCGUUCGAAAUGUGGACGAGUAUAUGAGCAAAGUCUUCUGCGGCCAAUAUUCCGAUGAUGGCACUGUUUUGGUCACCGCGGCCCAGGACUCGCGCAUUCGAAUGUACGACACCAAUUCCUACACGGUGUACCGAGAAAUCUCCGCGCGCGACAUGGGUUGGUCGAUCAUUGACGUUGCCUUCAGCCCCGAUCAAAAGUUUGUCAUUUACUCCACCUGGUCGUCGAGCAUCAAUCUCGUCAACGUCACGGGACACUCGCUGUUGCACCAAUCUCUUGAUCUUCAACCGAGCGGCUCCUCGCACUUUUGCCCCUUUUCCAUCAGCUUCUCGCGAGACUGUCGCGAAAUUUUGGCUGGCUGCAGUGACAGCGACGUUUACAUUUACGAUAUCGAAGCGCAGCAGCGCACUCUUCGAGCCGUAGGCCACACGAAUGACGUGAACGCCGCCGCCUUUGCUGACGAGUCUUCGAACGUGAUCUUUUCUGGCAGUGACGACGGCACCGUCAAGGUUUGGGAUCGUCGAGAACUCGGACGCGCCCGUCGAGCCAAGCCUGUGGGCCAGUUUAUCGGACACAACAGUGGUAUUACAUUCCUCGAUGCAAAGGGUGAUGGCAGGUACGUCAUUUCCAACGGCAAAGACGAGUGCAUCAAGCUCUGGGAUAUUCGAUGCAUGGCGCCAGCAGGUGCACGUCCACCGCAUGCAAACCACCACGACUAUCGCUUUGACGCUCGCCGUGCAGUUCGCCGAGUCAUCCCAUCCGACACGUCCAUCAUGACGUACACGGGCCAUCGAGUCGCCUACACCCUAAUUCGAGCGUGCUUUUCUCCUGCAUUCUCCACUGGGCAAAAGUACAUUGUUGCGGGCUCUGCGAACGGCACGCCAAUGAUUUAUGAUGUUCUGACUGGCGAGUGUGUACAACGCCUCGUUGGCCAUCGUCAGCCUGUUCGCGACGUGUCUUGGCAUCCGUUCGAGCCAGUCAUUGCCACGGCUUCUUGGGACGGCACGGUCGGCCUCUGGGAACACGAGCGCCAAGGUGCAAUGGAGCACUAA
Capsaspora owczarzaki ATCC 30864 is the source of this 1743-nucleotide messenger RNA. RefSeq names its product LEC14B protein. Lineage: Eukaryota; Filasterea; Ministeriida; Capsasporidae. Gene Ontology annotation, biological process: proteasome-mediated ubiquitin-dependent protein catabolic process. The transcript has 9 exons. Bases 1 to 1743 code for a protein of 580 amino acids. Gene Ontology annotation, molecular function: protein binding. The record is from RefSeq and is a predicted model, not a curated record. Gene Ontology annotation, cellular component: Cul4-RING E3 ubiquitin ligase complex.